GGAAAAAGUGGAACACAAAACAGCAGGGAAAAAGAAAGAAACAAACAAACGAAAGCGGGAAACUUCGAAAUACGAGACCAAACCAAACCACUUGUCCCCAAUCCGCAUACCCAGCCGACCACCUCCCAUUUAUUCCUCGUGUGUCAACCGACGUCUAAUCUAGGGUUCUCUCAAUUCCAACGCAUACCCGGUCAAACCUAACAAGGCGGCGGCAUUGGCUUUUGGACUUGGUUUCGCCAUGGACGAGGUUAGGGCAACCUCUGCUUGGGUCGCCGCUCGCUCCUCUCACGUCACAAUCGACCACUCAGGAAUUGAGAAAGUUGUGGAAACUGUCAAAACCUCAAUCCCAAAAGUGGAGUGGGAUUUUGAAGGGAUUCACUACUUCGAUGACGGGCCGCUCACCGUCCAGUACUUAUUUGUAUUGGAUACUUUGAACUUUUGUUUUUGGCCUGACAAGGAUUUGAACUAUGACGAUUUGGCUUCGGGACUAAAGGAAGCUCUUCAAAAUGACAAAUCUGUGUUUGAUGCUGAUCGUCUUCAGAAGUACACUGGUCCUGAACUACGCAAAUUGUUGAAAUGGCCAAGGCCACUUCCUCUGGAGGAUGAAAGAGUCCGCUUAUUGCGCGAGGUUGGCCUUGAACUGGAGAAAAACUUUGAGGGUAAAGCAUCCAACCUCGUUGAUUCAUGUGGAAAAUCAGCGGAAAAGCUUGUAACUCUUGUUACUCGCCACUUUCCUGGUUUCCGCGACCACUCAGUUUACAAGGGCCACCAGGUAUUCUUGUACAAAAGAGCUCAGAUAUUUGCGGCAGAUUUAUGGGGUGCAUUCAAGGGCAAAGGAUAUGGGGAGUUCAAUGACAUUGGAGAAAUUACCAUAUUUGCUGACUAUAUCGUUCCAGCGGUGCUUCAGCAGCUUGGUGUGCUGAAAUAUAGUGCAGCCCUAGCUGCAACUAUUGAGGCUAAUGUUGAAAUUGGUUCGGGUAGUGAGGAGGAAGUGGAACUAAGAGCUUGCUCAAUAUGUGCUGUAGAGAAAAUGAGGGAAUUGAUCCAGAAAAAAUCUGGAAAGCAGGUGUUGAGUGUGGAAUUAGAUAUUUGGCUAUGGUCUGUUGGUGUCCAGUGCCCAUCUCUCCAGCAUCACCGGACCCUCUCCAUAUACUACUAAGUGGGGAUUAGAAGCUUAGUAGUCUUGUGAUUUUAGGCUAUACUGGUCAGAAGGAUAGAGAAAUUUUGACAGUUGGAAUUUUCAGGUAAUUUCUAUAGAAAAAUGCAAUAACUGAUCUUUGGCAUCUGUUUUUA
Rhododendron vialii is the source of this 1293-nucleotide messenger RNA. RefSeq lists its product as uncharacterized. The record is from RefSeq and is a predicted model, not a curated record. NCBI's taxonomy places the organism in Eukaryota, Viridiplantae, Streptophyta, Magnoliopsida, Ericales, Ericaceae. The coding region runs from base 239 to 1159 and encodes 306 amino acids. The transcript is spliced from 7 exons.